UUAUCACACAACUACUUCACUCGGUUCCACAUUGCUUGGGCAGCAUGGUUGGGCUAUCUGUGCUAGACUUAAGAAGAAAUAAUUUCACUGGGAGUCUUCCACCAUUUUGUGCGCAGAGCAAUUCAUUGAGAACCAUUGUCUUGAAUGGUAAUCGUUUUGAAGGAACUGUCCCGAUGUCGUUGCUCAAGUGUGAUGGUCUAGAAGUCCUUGAUAUGGGGAACAAUGUUAUAAAUGACACGUUUCCAACUUGGCUCGGAACUCUUCAAGAGCUGCAGGUCCUUAUAUUAAUGUCGAACAAGUUCCAUGGACCUAUAAGUACUAGGCUGAAGUUUGGUUUCCCCGUGUUACGGAUUUUUGAUCUCUCUCAUAAUGAGUUUGGUGGCUCACUGCCUGCAGAAGUUUUUGAAAACUUCAAAGGAAUGAUCAAAACAGAUGACAGAGACAAAGGUGAGAUUGAAUAUAUGCAACCACAGUCUUACAUCGGAUUUAGUAAUGUAAUGUAUGAGGUUUCAGUGAGGUUGGUGAUCACAAACCAGGAAAUUCAGCUAGAAAAAAUCACCACAAUUAUGACAACCAUAGAUCUCUCAAGCAACCAUUUUGAAGGUGUCAUUCCGAAAACACUAAAGGAUCUCAACUCACUUUGGCUACUCAAUUUAUCUCAUAACAAUCUUAAAGGAGAUAUUCCAAUGGAACUGGUGAAAUUGAAUAUGCUUGAAGCGUUAGAUCUCUCUUGGAAUCGGCUCACUGGAAAGAUUCCACAGGAAUUCACAAGAAUGAACUUUCUGUCAUUCUUAAACCUCUCUCAAAAUCUCCUUGUUGGACGCAUUCCUCAAGGUUCACAAUUCAGCACAUUUGAAAAUGACUCGUAUGGUGGCAACCUUGAUUUAUGUGGUCCUCCUUUGUCAAAGCAAUGUGGAACGAGUGAUCGCUCGCAUGUUCCUCAAUCACUGGAGGAAGAAGCAGAAGAAAAUGAGUCAUAUUUUUUUAGUGGAUUUACCUGGGAAUCAGUAGUAAUAGGCUACUGUUUUGGACUAGUUGUUGGAACAAUCAUGUGGAGCCUCAUGUUUAAUUAUCGUAAGCCAAAAUGGUUUGUGGAAUUCUUUGACGGCAUCAUGCCCCACAAAAGGAGAAGGCCAAAGAAGAGAAGGCUGAGACGGCAGACGUAAU
This is a messenger RNA of Solanum stenotomum, 1167 nucleotides long. Its product is annotated as receptor-like protein 9DC3. The record is from RefSeq and is a predicted model, not a curated record. The coding region runs from base 45 to 1166 and encodes 373 amino acids. Lineage: Eukaryota; Viridiplantae; Streptophyta; Magnoliopsida; Solanales; Solanaceae. The transcript has 2 exons. Gene Ontology annotation, molecular function: protein binding.